This is a messenger RNA of Trichobilharzia szidati, 5271 nucleotides long. NCBI's taxonomy places the organism in Eukaryota, Metazoa, Platyhelminthes, Trematoda, Strigeidida, Schistosomatidae. The record is from the annotation of a GenBank genome assembly.
AUGCAAAAAGUGCCAUAUUUAUUAUUUACCACACUACUGGUGAAAUCUUCCCUCAAAGUCAAAGGCAAAGCAAAUGAUCGGAAAACGUUUAACUCUAAGAAAUACCCGAAUAAUGAUGCAAUAUUAUCAAACCUAGACUUUAAAUUCUCUCAAAGAUCAACCGUUUCAAGUAGUUCAAAAGAAAGAGAGGACAAAGUUUCUUUUGUGGCUGAACCAGAGUCGAUUGUUUUCAACGCUUAUCAAGUAGGAAACAUCUAUGAGACUACUGUUAAAAUACGCAAUGUUUCACAGACUGCUCGGUCGAUUCGAGUUCUGCCGCCUAAAACAAGCUAUUUUUCUAUAAAUGAAGGCAAAUUCCCACUUCCCGGCAGUAGUGUUAUCGCACCUGGAAUGGCUGCAAUUUUCAUGCUACGCUUUUCACCUGAUAAUCUUGGUGAUUUUGAUGAUGAAUUCAUAGUGAAGUAUGAAAAUCAAUUGGAGCCGUUGAAUGUUAAACUUUUGGGAAGGAAAUCCCGUCCACGUCUUAAUAUACAUGAAUGCUACGAUUUGGGUUCUACACUGAAAGGCAGCACAAAAGUGAAUCAUAUACAAAUUGAAAAUUAUAAUCCAGAAAGUGUCUCUAGUGGAGAAUUUCUAUUUAUAACUAAAGAAUUAUUUGAUCAGUGUUCAGUGUUUGAUGCAAAGAAAUUCGCCGAAUAUAAUACACUUUGUGAGACGAACGACUCAUCUCGUCUCUGUUUGGAAUCAUUUUCAAUUGAACCUGUACGAUUUACUCUGGAAGCGUUAAAGUCAGUUACCAUAAGAAUUGAAUUUAAACCACUUCACCUGGGAGAAUAUCAAUGGGAACUUGUAUUAAUCUGUGAUAAUGGACAAUUCUUUCCAGUAUUAUUUAAAGGCUUUAGUGAGGAAUUAAAACUGGAGAUGAUGGAUACUACUAACGAAAAUGUCAGUAGUUCAUUAAGAAAAAUUGCAUGCGAUUCAAAGGAAUUAUUUUAUUUUUAUCAAUUUCCAAUACAAUAUCCGUUUACUGUUGCUCCGAAGACAAUCAGAAUAUCUAAUUUCUGUUCACAAUCACUACGUUUUCAAUGGGUUCAACAAAAUCCAAACAAUCAAAUCUAUUGUACAGAAUAUACAUCUGACAGUUUGAUUAAAAGUGAUGACAUGCUAAAUCAACGCAGGUCGUUAACUACAAGUUUGACAACAACUCCAGAUGUACAGAAUAAUGAAAAUCUCCCUUUGCUAUUCACAAUUCAUCCAACAACUGGAGUGUUUGAAGCAAACGAAACAAAGUCAUUUGAAAUUCGUUUUAAUCCAACUGAGAUUGGAACAUUUAGAUCUCAACUUGAAAUGAUUUUGCUCAAUAUACCAGAAGUAGACGAAAAUAAUGCAUGUUAUACAUUGGAUAAAAAACAUUUGACCAUUGAAUUAAAAGGUAUUGCCGAGUCUUUACCCAUAUCAAUUGAACCGUCAAUUUUAAUUAUACCUGGAAAGUGCCUACUUGAUGUACCUUUGCAUCAAAAUAUUCAACUGGUGAACAAAUCCCACAACUGUCCAGUCGCAUUUUAUUGGAAGGCUGAUUUUAAUUGUAAAGCCGAUUCCAUUUCAUCAAAUGAUGAUGGUCUAAGUCAAUCUACAGCGGAUAUGCGUCAAUUGAAUUUAUCCAAACAUUUAAGCAGAAGUAGUGAUAUCGAAGAGGCUAUGGAUAAUUUAAUUAUUAUAGAACCAACUAUGGGUGUCAUCGCACCAGGACAAUCAAUAAAUAUUGAUAUAAUUUUAUCUUCAUCAAAAUCUCUAACCAUAAAAGAAGAUAUUCCAUGUUUUAUUGAUAUCCUACCGAAUUCCCCUUUAUGGCUGCAUAUUGAAGCUGAAUUUACGGAACCAGCCAUUGUAUUUGAUAAACCCGAUUGUAAUUUUGGUCUCAUGCGGCCGAAUGAAACAGUUAAACAAAAUAUUCAAUUGACAAAUACUUCACCUUCACCGAGAAAAUGGCGCCUUGAAAUGGAUACAGUCAACAGCAAGGAACCAGCCAUUGUAUUUGAUAAACCUGAUUGUAAUUUUGGUCUGAUGCGGCCGAAUGAAACAGUUAAACAAAAUAUUCAAUUGACAAAUACUUCACCUUCACCAAGAAAAUGGCGCCUUGAAAUGGAUACAGUCAACAGCAAGUCUGCAUCAGAAAUGAAAAUCCAUCCAUCUUGUGGAAUUUUGAAACCAGUUCAGUCGGUUACAGUAAACUUAUCAUUUACACCAGAAAUGGCAAGAAGUGUUCGUGAAGUGAUUACAGUGCGCACGGAAGAGAGUGAAGAAAUAAGCAAACUACUGAUAUUGGCUGAAGUUCAAGCUCCAUUAAUCGAUUUUGAACCAAAUCAUAUUGAUUAUAAUGAAUGUUAUUGGAAUAUACCAAUCACUAAGAUUAUAACUGUUACCAAUUUAAAUUUACUUGAAUGUGAUUUAGAAUGGAUCGAUCCUGUUGGAAAAGAUAAAGAAUGGGUCACCGUGAAUGUUACACCAAAGUCCUUUCGAAUCAGUGGUCAUCAAAAUCAGAAGUGUGAAGUUACAUUAUGUGCACAUAAACAAGCUCCAGUUAAAGAUCUUCGUAUUCCACUGCGUGUAGACGGAUUAAAUGAUUUCUUAUGGUUGUCUAUAACAGCCAGAGUAAAUGGACUGUCAUUGAAAUAUCAUCUAAUUAAUUCAGAUGACAAAGCUGAUGAAAGCGAAGUGAAUUCACAAGAAUACUUCACUGUUAUGUCUGAUAUCAACAGUAAAAUUCUUGUUAUCAAUUUCGGAGAAAAUGUUGGUCUCUUUGAACCAGUUGAAAAAUGGAUUGAAUUUAAAAAUGAUACCCCAAUACCAACUAGAAUAUGCAUAGACAUGGGUAAUCUAUCAACGAAAGUCAACUAUGCAGAUUAUAAUUAUAAACCUGAACUUGGUGCAAAACGAUUUUUAAAGUUAACAAAUCAAACUACUGAUAGUUCUUUAAGUAGACGAAAAUUAUUGUUAUUAAUGGCAGAAAAGGAGUGUAGAACCGAGAUUAGGAACUUAUACGAUUGGUGCAAUUCAAUACUGAAAGGCUCCAAAGGUGCUUGUGUACUUGCUCAUUCAGCAAUUUCAUCUUCCUCCAGUGAUCAAGCGUCAGAUUUUCAAUUAGCUAAGCAUCAUUUAGUUACAAUCAAUACAUGCCAAUCUGAAACGUUGAUUAUGCCAUCUUGGUGUUUACCUAGCUAUGGUUAUCUAAGAAUAUGCUUCAUAUGUAUAGCCAAUUUGUGGGGUGCAUAUCAAGACAGUAUACGUGUCUACGUAUUUCCGGAGUUUAAUAUCCCAAGUGAAGUUAGUUUACCACACAUAAAAAUGCCAGUCAGAUUCAAAGUAAUUGGAUGUCCAGUAUAUUCUAUUGCGACAGGUCAUUUUGGUCAGUUAUCUAAUACUGUAUUGACGUCGAUGCAUCAUAAUAAAUUAGGCAGUAAUGAUAUACUCCCCAAAACCGCUUUACCACUUACAGCUACCCGACAGUAUAUCCGAUUUGGUAGUGUUUUGUACAAUGGACCAAUUGUGAAACGGAAAAUUCGUCUACAUAAUUCAUGUGGGACAGCUAUAAGAAUCGAUUGGCAAGUAUUUCUUGACUCUGAAAUUGAAGAAACUGAUCAAUUGCUAAAUCUUUUAUGUUUUAUCUCAGAACCAUUUCAUAAAUUACCAUCCUCUUCAUUAAUUGAUGACAAAUCUUUAGAAAGUACUGAAACAAUUGAAGAUGGAUCCAGUACAAAACCACUAAUUAAUUUAGUCCUUCGUCCUUACGAUGGAAAGUUAAUAUGGCAAUCAUCCUCGGCACAAAUUUUACCAGCAUUAAAAGAUGACUAUAAAAGGUUGUUCACCGUAGAACCUGAACAAGUGAUAAUACCACCACAUGAAGAAUUCACCGUCACUAUAGUAAUGAAUGCAGCAGAAGCAUAUUCAGAAAUGAUGUCUUAUUCAAUGUUUAAUUUAAAAGCUCAUAUUACUGGUUAUUUAAGUAUUGAUUCUAAGGAAUUUCUAGAUAUUCCAAGGACAAAUGCAUUGAUCACUGAACAGUUACGUUUUGAUGUAACUGCUAAAUUAGAGCAACCAAGACUUUUGAUUGACCUCAACGAUGAUCCUCUAGAAAUUGACAAUACGCACGCAUCUCUUCCAUCUUCACAACCAAUCACUUUACACUUUAAAUCAGGAUUUGGCCAAUUUCUAAGUGUUUCAUCUGCAAUGAAAAAUAUGCAGAAUAAUCUCAAUUCAAAACACAACACUCCAAGUUCUCAUUCUAUUCUAACAAAACAUGACGUGGAACAGCCACUACAACGAAGUUUGACUCCAUCUGAUUAUGAAGCUGAAAAUCUACUCAUGAGUAGUAUAGUUCUUGAAAGGAAAAUUUACUUACGCUGUACAAAUAGCAUACCUGUAGCUAUUUGUAUUAAAGCAAAAUAUCCAGAGAAUCUAAGAUUCAGGAGAAGAACAGAUGGGAUUAAGGAGGCAACAGUGAAUAGUGGUGAAGACAAUUUGACGGCUAUAGAGGAUCAUGACGUCAUAGUAAAUACGAAUGAAUAUUCUAAUGAAACAACAAUCACUAAGAUGAAUAAAGCUGAUUUUGAAGAGUUUUAUAAACCACAAAUCAACCUGACAGUACAUCCAGAUAAAUUAGAAAAGAUAACCGUCGGUUACUUAUUGGAAAAAGAUUUUUGCCUCAGACAGAUAAAUUCAAAAGCUUCACAAGAUAAUUUGGAGAUUGAUGAAUCGCACUUACGCUUGAAAAAUGAAAUCUUGUUCAAGUUUCAAGUAACCAGUGUUGAAAUAAAUAACGUUACACUUGUUGAUUCAAUGAUCAAUAAUUCUACUGAUAUCUAUCAAUUACACACACAAAUUACAAUUAUUAGACCACAAUUUAAAAUUCAUCCAAUUGGCGCUUUGGAUUUCGGUACUGUUUUAAUUGGAAAAACGAAAAAAAUGGAGAUAAAAAUACAGAAUUUAACACAAACACCAACAUUUUGGUUGUUGAAAUUAUCUAAUGAUAAAAAACCAGAUGAAAUAGAUGCCCGCGGUGAUAUAUUUCGUACAACAAAGUGCUCAGGAUAUUUGAACUCUAUGUCAAAUGAUGGAAGUCAAUUUUCGGAAUUGAUAACUGUCGAAUUUCAACCAAGAAAAACUGGUUGUGUUGAAACGACAUGGAAGUUUGAAGGAAUUCUUGGAGAGCGAACACAAUUGAUUAAACUAAUCGGUGCUGGAAGUCUUGAUGAAUGUUUCAAUACAAUUUAG